Molecule: messenger RNA, 1887 nt
Organism: Dracunculus medinensis (Guinea worm)
Lineage: Eukaryota; Metazoa; Nematoda; Chromadorea; Rhabditida; Dracunculidae
Source: the annotation of a GenBank genome assembly
AUGGCUCGGGGACCGAAGCGACAUUUGAAACGUCUUGCCGCACCGCAUCAUUGGAUGCUCGAUAAAUUAGGAGGUGUUUUUGCACCUCGACCGCGAUGUGGUCCUCAUAAACUGCGUGAAUCUCUACCGUUAAUAUUGUUUUUAAGAAAUCGCCUGAAAUACGCCCUAACAUAUCGGGAAGCUAAGUUAAUUUGUAAACAGCGUCUUAUCAAAGUGGAUGGUAAAGUACGUACUGAUAUGCGUUUUCCAGCUGGUUUUAUGGAUGUAAUCAGAAUCGACAAAACCAAUGAAACAUUCCGGCUUUUAUAUGAUGCAAAAGGUCGUUAUGCAACACAUAGAAUUACUGGAGCAGAAGGAAACUUUAAGUUAUGUAAAGUUGUUAAGAAGGCAGUUGGUCCAAAAGGGGUGCCAUUCAUUGUUACUCAUGACGCACGAACCAUUCGAUAUCCAGAUCCACAUAUUAAAGUGAACGACACUGUUAUAAUCGAUAUUAGUACUGGAAAAGUGACUGAUUAUGUCAAGUUCGACCAAGGAAACUUAUGUAUGGUUACUGGUGGUCACAACAUGGGUCGAGUAGGAAUUGUUGGUCAUCGUGAAAAGCAUCCUGGGUCGUUUGAUAUUAUUCAUAUUAAGGAUAUUGCUGGACACUCUUUCGCCACCCGGUUAAGUAACGUAUUCAUUAUUGGUAAAGGGACGACGGCUUUGGUAAGUCUUCCUGGUCCUACUAAAGUUCUUAACGGCAUUAUUUGUGUUCAUAUACCGGCAGUGGAAGGUCUGAAUUAUGUAAAAAAAAGAAUUGUGGAAGCAAUAUGUGAGGGUGGGAAUCGAAGUAUACCCGAGAUUCGUUUGCCUGUAAUCAAUAUGCCAGUUGUUGAAGCACACCAUAAGAGUCAGGCUCUUAUUGUCGUUGGUUGGAAAAAACAGUCUGAUUACAGUUUGCAUCCAUUAGUAAUCGGUGAACCUUUUCGUGCGGAGGAUAUUCAGAUUGAAGAAUUACAUAAUACUGGUAAUUUCUCCAGCGGUGUUGGCAUUUUUGGAGUAAAUAAUGGUUGUGACCAGUUUGAUGAUAUAUUGUCUUAUGGUUGGCUGAAUGAAUAUGAUAUUAGAAUAAAACUUGGUCAUUCAACAACUGAUGGUUCUAAUCUAUCUCCCGUCAAGGAAACAUGCGAUUUUAAAUUAUUAUAUAUUUUAGACCAUGUUACACGGCAUAAAAUUGAAGAGCUCUUGUCUAUAAUAGAAACUCGUUACAAGAAAUUAUCAUUUGAACUAGCAAAUGUCGACUUGCAGAGUCAAGAAGCGUUUGAAUUAUCGAGAAAAGGUCCACUACGUCAGCGAAUUCUAAAGGCACCGAUGAUCUACAGCAUUGUCUUAAAUAGUUUUAAUCCACCUGAAUUCACUCUUACAUUGACAAGUAUUGGUGAGACGGAAACGUUUUUCUUUGACUUUGUGCGAGAAAUCGGACUAAAUUUGGGUAUAUUUAUGUUUAAUCACAGUACAUUUGCGACAUGCUGUGGGAUUAAGCGACGUCGAGCAGGGCCUUUUGAUGAUAGACACAGUUUAUUAAUAAAACAUUUGUCAGUUAGAAAUAUAAUGUUAAAUAUGGCGCGUUCCCAUAAACUUAUUGAUUAUUAUCGAAAGAAUGUGAAUAGCAAUGUCAUACAAAAGAUGGAUGAAAUAAAUAUUGAUGAGAUAUCAGAAAAUCAGUUAACUGAAGUAUUGGGUGAUUUACAAGAAGCUGAGGUCGAUGAAAAUUGCAUACAAAUGUCAUUCGAUAGAGAAUAUACUACCAUUAACAAUUUUCUGGUAAUAUUUUCCAAAUUUUUUCUAAAAACGGAAUGUUAUUCAUUUAGAAAUUUUAUCUCUAUUUUUUUGAUUCUUAUUUAUUGA